Molecule: messenger RNA, 1511 nt
Organism: Achroia grisella
Lineage: Eukaryota; Metazoa; Arthropoda; Insecta; Lepidoptera; Pyralidae
Product: pro-resilin-like
Exons: 6
Coding region: 1-1413 (470 amino acids)
Cellular component (GO): extracellular matrix
Source: RefSeq, a predicted model, not a curated record
AUGAAGGUGUUUAUCACGUUGCUUUGUUUAUCCGUCGCUCUUGCCGAGCCACCAGUCGGCGACGGAUAUGCUGCAGCACGGUCCGGACAUGAUCAUCAUCACGAUCACGGUCACGGAUUCGAAUCCCAACGUUCCCAAGGAUAUUCAGCAUCGUCAGCAAGGAGCUUUGGAUCGUCUCGCAACGCCAUCUCUCAAGAAUACGGAGCGCCUGGCUUACGUAGUUCUCCAUCAACCCAAUAUGGCCCUCCUAAUGCUAGAAGUGGACUUUCACAAGAGUAUGGCCCCCCAAAUGCAAGGAACGGACUAUCACAAGAAUACGGGGCUCCUUCAGCUAGGGGUCUUUCGCAAGAAUACGGCGUUCCCUCAGCACAUGGUUCUUCAUCUGUACCUGGUUUAAGAAGUGGUCUCUCCCAAGAAUACGGUCCUCCAUCUCUCUCUGCCAGGUCUCCGUCUUCACAAUAUGGUGCGCCAGACUUCCGUUCUGCUCCAUCUGAAGAAUACGGUGUACCUUCACAAAGAAGUUUUGGUUCUCAAGGCUUUGGAGCCCCAUCUCAGAGCUAUGGAGCUCCCAAUGCCCGAAACUCUCAGUUCCGAUCCUCCUCUCCUUCUCAGCAAUAUGGUGUCCCAUCUGCUCGUUCUAACGGCAUCUCCCAAAGCUAUGGCUCUCCCAGAUCUUCCUUCAAAUCGUCCCCAUCAUCUAGAAGCUUCUCUUCCUUUGGCAGUGCUCGUAAUGCCCCAUCGCAGUCUUACGGCGCACCAUCAUCUCGUUCGCUUUCCACACAGUACGGCGUACCUGAAUCAAGGAACUCUAACUCUUAUUCCCAAGGCUUUAAGUCCCUAUCUCAGUCGUAUGGUGCUCCUUCUGCUAGUGCAAGGGGUGUGUCUGAUUCAUAUCUUCCUCCUAGUGCAAGAGGUCUUUCCCAAGAGUAUGGUGCACCAUCGAGCAGGGCUUCUGAUUUGAGCACUAAUGCUUUUGCGUCUUCAUACGCAUCCAGCAGGUCGUCAUCACCUUCAACGAAAUAUGGAGUACCGUCUGCCCGUGAUGCUAUGCCUUCUGAGGAAUACGGUGUCCCUGAACAAUAUAACUCGCUGUCCAACCAAGGAUACAAUUACGCAAGGAACUCUAUUGAUGACCAGCUCAAUCAGGAACCAGCUAAUUAUGAUUUCGGGUAUAAAGUGAAUGAUUACAUAUCCGGCAGCGACUUCGGUCACACUGAAAGUAGGCAAGAAAACCGGGCCGAGGGCAGUUACUUCGUCGUUUUGCCUGAUGGCACAAAACAGGUGGUGGAAUAUGAAGCUGAUGAACGAGGCUUCAAGCCCAGGAUCUCAGUGGAACCAGCCGACGGUGCAGCCGGGGCUGGCUACGAUGACAACGCAUCAGAUCUGUCCAGAUCUGCUGAUGGACCCUACUGAAGAGAAGAUAAAUAGUGGAAUAUUCUAGAUCGACAAUUGCAAAGAACAUGGUCUGAAUUGCGCUCUAUUAUCACUCGAUGUUAUUUAUUAUGUUUUAA